AUGGAGGAUGUCAAGAAGAUAAGUGGAUGGUCCGCUGCCAGGGUUAAGGCUGACAAGUUUGAAGAGGUUGAUUUUGAUAACCUUGUCACCAAGGAGAAUUUAAGGCAAUUUCUCGGAUACGACAUCCCGAGAGACAAGCAGCUGAUUACCAAGAGAGGGGCUAUUAAGAAGAGGAAUGACGCCCCUCCAUCUCCGAGGCCUGUUACUAAGAAGAGGCCUUUCAAAAGUUCCGAGCAAGUUUCCGAGGAUGUCCCUUCGCGGAAGAAACAGAGCAUUCCCCUAGCUGCUCUGGAAGCCAGGAGGACUCCCCCUUCGGUUCCGUCAUCGGGAGUGAACGUUGAAGAGGGAUCGGCAAGUUUUCGGGGUUUCAUUCCAGAAGUUUCUCCUACACCAGAAGCGAGUGCUGCUCCCUCUUUUGUUUUAAGGGAUGAGUCCGGCUCCGAAGCCUCGUUCCAGGGUGAACAAUGUGCAGAAACUUCUUUUGCUGAACCUCCUCUCGGGACUUCGACAGCGGACGCCCCGGAACCCGAGGGGUCUGGAGAAGGAGAUGGGAAUGUACCUGAGGCCCGAGACAUUCCCGUCACGCGCAGGGUGAAGCAUCCAGCCAGGAAGCGGAAGUUCACAGCCCAGGACCGAAUCGCUCAAAAACUUUUGGAGGCCGAGCGGAUGUGGGGUAAGGCGGUUAUAAGACCUUCCGAUGCCGAGGAAGUGCGCCAAGAGCCUACUGCUUCAAGUGGUGAAUCUCUUGAAGAGAUGGAUGAGGAAGUUGGCACCCCCCGAGCUGAGCCUCUUGUUGAGGAGUCUGAAGUCGAAGGUACUCCCCGAACUCCUUCUUCGGAACGUCCAGACACACCACCAUUUCCUGAAGAAAAUCGUGAAACGGGGCAUACCACCCCCCAAGUUUCAUGUUCUGCGCCUAUACAACCUGAGACUCCUACUGGAGUACCUGAGGCUAAAAAUGUCGAAGAGCCUAGCGCCUCUCGGGAAGUGGUUGAUCAGGAGGUACCGGGCUCUACUUUUGAAGUUCAAGGUGCAGGUCAACCCGAAGUAACUCCCCAUGUCGGAGUGCCUGAGGAGUCUCGGAUCGACUCCGAGAAUGUUAUCCCUGAAGCAGGUGUGCUUCCCGAGACUUCUACUCGUGUCGAGGCCAGCCCUUCUGGAUUAAGAUCUGACGGGUCUGAAGCGGCUCCAAGUGUAGGGGCUGUACCUCAUGUGGGUCCUAGCUCUUCCUCUAGGGUCUCCGCCGGUUUCGAAGUUUUGGGCAGGGGUCUUUUGGGUCAUCCAAUGGAGGCUAUAAAGAACCUAAUCCCCGAAGGGUAUCUGGGAAAUGCUGGGAAGUCUUCUCCCGAGAAGCUUGCUCAAGCCCUCUGGCAGAAGUACGAGAAUCGUCCUGCACCUCCGCCUAUUCUUGCCCCCGAAGUGCAAGCUCGUAUCUCGAGUUUAGAGAACGAAGUCGCGACGCUGAAGUCUCUUCUUCAGUCCAAGGACGAGGAACUCGCCUCUCGGGACUCGAUCAUAUCCGAGAUGCGUUCUGCCAAUGCUCGUUUGAGGAACGAAGUACUGGAGGCCAAUGAUCGGUACACACGUUCUGUUGCUAGUCUUUCUUCCGAGCUGGAUCGCGCAGAUCAAUUGUUUAUCCGUUUGUCGGCUGUGCAGAACGAAUGCUCCGAGGCGUGCAAAAAUUGCUUUGAGUGCCGAAGCCGAAAAGGACAAGCUCAAAGAUGA
Molecule: messenger RNA, 1725 nt
Organism: Alnus glutinosa
Lineage: Eukaryota; Viridiplantae; Streptophyta; Magnoliopsida; Fagales; Betulaceae
Exons: 2
Coding region: 1-1725 (574 amino acids)
Source: RefSeq, a predicted model, not a curated record